Molecule: messenger RNA, 1494 nt
Organism: Baudoinia panamericana UAMH 10762
Lineage: Eukaryota; Fungi; Ascomycota; Dothideomycetes; Mycosphaerellales; Teratosphaeriaceae
Exons: 3
Coding region: 1-1494 (497 amino acids)
Biological process (GO): G2/M transition of mitotic cell cycle; regulation of cyclin-dependent protein serine/threonine kinase activity
Cellular component (GO): nucleus; cytoplasm; centrosome
Molecular function (GO): cyclin-dependent protein serine/threonine kinase regulator activity
Source: RefSeq, a predicted model, not a curated record
AUGCCUCCGGCAAGAACGGCCAGACGAGUGGUGACGGAUGAGAAUGCGGAGACGGGAACUCAGAGGUUGACGCGUGCGAAGGCCGCAGCACUCGAGACGUCUGCGGGUGACCCACCUAAGAAGGCGCUCGCCACGAAACGCUCGACAACCGCACCACUAAACGGCACCAUCGCCGGCCGCAAGAGGACAGCUCUUGCAGACGUGAGCAAUGUUACGAAAAAGGACGCCACGGAGAAUGUGGAGGGGAAGAAAGGUGCACUGGAGAAGCCUACCCUGUCCAGAUCCGCGAAGCCGGCCGGCGUCACCAAGCAGCCGGCGCGUACCAACUCGACGCGUACGGUGCUUGGCCAGAAGACAACCAACAGUGGAUCAUCCGAUCUCAAACGACCUGCAAGUGGCAGUGGCUUCGCCGGACAAGUCGCGAAGAAACGCAACACGUCCUCAUCGAAGCCGCCGAUGGUCGUUGAUGAUGAGGACGAAGAAAACGCGCCGCCAGCAACCAAUGGCGUAAAGUCUUCAGUCGAGAUUAAGAAGAAGACGACAACUGUAAACAGUACCACCACCAAAGCCUGCCUGAAGCCCGACGAAGACGACGACUAUCCGUCACUCGAAGAGGUCAUCAAGGACGCAAAAGAUCUUGACGCCGAAGAUGUUGACGACCCGCUCAUGGUUGCCGAGUACGUGCAUGAGAUAUUCGACUACAUGCGCGAGCUCGAGAUAACAACCAUGCCCAAUCCGUCGUACAUGGACAGCCAAACUGACCUCGAAUGGAAGAUGCGCGGUAUCCUUGUCGACUGGCUGUUGGAGGUGCAUACUCGGUUUCGCCUUCUACCGGAAACACUCUUCCUCACCGUCAACAUUAUCGACCGCUUCCUGUCCAGUAAGGUCGUGCAGCUGGAUCGCUUACAGCUCGUCGGCGUCACGGCCAUGUUCAUUGCGAGCAAGUACGAGGAAGUCCUGUCACCGCACGUCCAGAACUUCGUGCACGUCGCCGAUGAUGGCUUCUCAGAAACUGAGAUAUUGUCCGCCGAACGCUUCGUCCUCGCCGCGCUCGAUUACGACCUGUCCUACCCUAACCCAAUGAACUUCCUGCGGCGAAUUUCGAAAGCGGACAGCUACGACAUCCAGACGCGUACGCUGGGCAAGUACCUUCUUGAGAUUGGAUGUCUGGAUCACCGCUUCUUGAAGUACCGACCGAGUCUGCUGGCGGCUGCGGCUAUGUACCUUGCCCGCAUGGCGCUCGGCCGUGGUGAAUGGGACGCGACGCUCAGCAAAUAUGCUGGCUACACUGAGCAGGAGAUCCAGCCGGUUUUCAAGCUAAUGGUCGACUACCUGCAUUCACCAGUGCAGCACGAUGCUUUCUUCCGCAAGUAUGCGAGUAAGAAGUUUCUGAAGGCUUCCAUCGUCCUUCGCCAAUGGGCCAAGAAAUGGGCCCCUAAGUAUCUCGACAACGUGCAGGAUCAGCCGAGCAGUGGCAAGACUCCUCGCUCAUAG